Cannabis sativa is the source of this 1459-nucleotide messenger RNA. RefSeq names its product homocysteine S-methyltransferase 3. The coding region runs from base 246 to 1301 and encodes 351 amino acids. Gene Ontology annotation, biological process: S-methylmethionine cycle. NCBI's taxonomy places the organism in Eukaryota, Viridiplantae, Streptophyta, Magnoliopsida, Rosales, Cannabaceae. The transcript has 7 exons. The record is from RefSeq and is a predicted model, not a curated record. Gene Ontology annotation, molecular function: zinc ion binding; S-adenosylmethionine-homocysteine S-methyltransferase activity.
AUAAACGUGUGAAAGAAAGUUUACUCCAUUCUAUAUUAUAUAUAAUGGAAGAUUAAAGGGCAUUAUGGUAAUUGCAGUGGUACCACUUCCCUAUAUAAAGAAGAUACAUUUCUUUCAACUUUGAUGAAAUGAAAUAAGUAAUAUACUAACACAAAUUUAUAUAUAGACAAAGGUUGGUGUGUCAGUUUUAGAAGAAAGAAAUAGCUGACUAGUUUGAGGUUUCAGAAGAGAAAUUAAGGAAAAGAAUGGGAAUUGGAUUAGGAGGAGGUAGCAGUUUGGAUGAAACGUCGUCGUUUAUGGUUGAUUUCGUUAAAAAGUGCGGUGGUUACGCGGUGGUGGAUGGGGGAUUCGCCACCGAGCUUGAACGACAUGGUGCUGACCUAAACGAUCCUCUAUGGAGUGCUAAAUGCCUUAUCACUUCACCUCAUCUCGCUAAAAGGGUACACUUGGACUACCUUAAUGCUGGUGCAAAUAUCAUUACUAGUGGAUCUUAUCAGGGGACAAUUCAAGGUUUUGAGGCAAAAGGAUUUUCAAAAGAAGAAGGAGAAGGUUUGCUUAGGAAAAGUGUGGAGAUUGCUUGUGAAGCGAGGGCAAUUUACUAUGACAGAUGCACAAAAGAUUCUUGGGAUUAUUUCACCCAUAACAAUGAUCAAUCCUCUCUAAGGCGUCCUGUUUUGGUUGCUGCUUCAGUUGGCAGUUAUGGCGCUUACUUGGCUGAUGGUUCUGAGUAUACUGGGAAAUAUGGUGAUGAAGUAAGUGUGGAAAAGUUGAAAGAUUUUCAUAGGAGAAGGGCUCAAGUUCUGGCUAACUCUGGGGCUGAUCUUAUUGCAUUUGAAACAACUCCCAAUAAGAUAGAAGCUCAGGCUUAUGCAGAACUUAUUGAGGAAGAAGAAAUAGAUAUUCCAGGUUGGAUCUCAUUCAGUUCGACAGAUGGAAUCAAUGCAGCGAGUGGCGAUUCCAUCAUGGAAUGCGCAGCCAUAGCGGAUUGUUGCAAAAAAAUUGUGGCCAUUGGGAUUAACUGCACUCCACCUAGAUUCAUCACUACUCUCAUUUCAUCUAUUCGAAAGGUAUCUAGUAAACCAAUAGUGAUAUAUCCCAACAGUGGCGAGACAUACGACGCUGAAAGCAAGCAAUGGAUAAGAUCGAAUGGAUUGGUAGAUGAAGAUUUUGUGUCGUAUGUGGGAAAGUGGCAAGAGGCUGGGGCUUCCAUAUUCGGAGGCUGUUGUAGGACUACACCAAAUACAAUAAGGGCCAUAUCCAAACUUCUUUCUGCUGGAAACUCUUCUAAAUACAACACUUAAUUACCAAUCAAUAAUAUAAAUAUAUAUAAGUGCACAUAAUACAUAUGUAUGGGGCACCCAGCUGUUUAGUUCUUUUUGUCUUGUUUUGUAAAUAAAUAAUAAUAAUAACCAAAGAGAAUAAGAAUAAAGACGUACGGAAGUAACAAGGUUGUUUAGUA